Molecule: messenger RNA, 345 nt
Organism: Microthlaspi erraticum
Lineage: Eukaryota; Viridiplantae; Streptophyta; Magnoliopsida; Brassicales; Brassicaceae
Source: the annotation of a GenBank genome assembly
AUGUUGGUGUGGGAAAACAAUCCUGCAGCUGAUAUCAAGAUCGGAGACAAAUCCGUUCCGCCGAUCGUUGUGCUUGCAAACGAUAAUCACACUUUCAAGUGGGUUGAUGAGGCUCACUUAAACGAGAUUGAAAUACUAAAGGAUAAAAUUGCAAGGAUGGAGGAAAAGCUAGAAGAGGCUACAAAUGAGGGGAAGGAGUGUGAUAUAAUCGAGAUAGUGGAGAAGGCGUAUCGAGAAUCAUCAUCUAACAUGAAAAAAAUGGUGAUUGCUGUAGGCGUAGGAUGCGUGUUCAUUGUUGGACUUUCUCGGAUGGGGUUUACUGUGUUUCGCAGGCUGAAAACCUAA